Centropristis striata (black sea bass) is the source of this 3145-nucleotide messenger RNA. RefSeq names its product transmembrane protein 204 (gene tmem204). The transcript has 3 exons. The coding region runs from base 1393 to 2073 and encodes 226 amino acids. Lineage: Eukaryota; Metazoa; Chordata; Actinopteri; Perciformes; Serranidae. The record is from RefSeq and is a predicted model, not a curated record.
UUAAGAUUCCACAGCCAUCUGGUCUCUAUUUGUGUCCGCCUCCCUCCUCCUUGCUUUAGCUGUUACAGAUGUGGGCUGUUUAUUAAAGUUAGGCAACAGGAAAUACCCCAAAUCUUUAGGGGCCCUAUAAGAGGGGGAACGGAGGCCAAGUGAAGAAAAGGAAAGCAACUGUUCGCCAAAAUCUUGCUCUAUAUGGUCACAGAAAACUAAGCCUGAAAAUGAAAUUUGAGAUACUUUAAAAUGCUGGGAAAAGUAGAGCGAGCUGCACACAGGGCGGCAAGAUCUAGAGAGCCAGAAAAGGAAAGACAAGAGAAGGAACAGGUCUACAUUUGGCCCCUCUUCCCAUCCUCUUUUCCUCUCAGGAAACACAUCCUGUUGCUGGCGGACGGCGGUGGCCAAUGUGUUUGUUGCACACGAGAGAGAGGACUUUAGCGAACGCCCCCUGGGCUCCAGACAAAAGAAUACACAACAGUGACGUCUAAGAGGGGGGUCUUUUGGACAUUCUCUCACACAAACACAUUGACACACACACACACAUUUAAAGUGAUCGUGAAGGAGGAGGCUGUCUGUUUAAAGCUUGCUACAGUUGCGAACUCAUGUCUCGGACUAUAACAGCAACUCCCCCACAUUUCAACUCUGACCUCAAGGAUUUUCAAAGAAACAGUUAAGGAAGAGAGAAAGAGACAGAAGGAGGUGGGUUAAAGGAUUUUUUGUUCCAGUCAGGCAGUGGGAGAGUUGAGAGGCAGUCUUGGUAAAGUCACUGACGAGUCGGCUUCAAGCAACACUGUCCAGAGAAUCUAUGCUUAUUUGCAUCUCUACGCUUCUGAAAGCAAUGUAAAAUUGCUGCAGGAAAAAGGCGAAAAAAGAAAGAAAAGAAUAAACUACUACCUACACAGAGAAGCCAGCUGCACACACAGAAGUCAGACAAGUGCACUGAAGAAGGACAAGGAGAAGAUAAAGAAAAAGCAAGAAAGUAGCAAGAUCUAAGAGUCAAGCUGCAGCCAGCCGGAGCCAGUGGAAUGGACCUAGGUGUCAGUUGGAUUAAUCCCAGCGUACCCGCAGUGCUGUCUGAGGAGGAGGGUUGAGGAUCUGCUGCAACGACAACCAACUCCUGAAUGAGGAUGAAUGGAGAUGUUCUUUAGCUAAGCCUCAAGACAACACUUUCGCCAAUUCCACCUCUGUGUGAGCUGGGACAAGACUCGCUAACAGCUGGAGGAGGAGGAGGUAGUGGUGGUGGUGGCGGAGGAGGUGGAGAGGAGCCAGGGGGCCCAGAGCACUGCUGGUGCUACAGCCCCAGAGGAGAACCAAGAGAGCGGGCAGGACACCGCGGAGGAUCAAGGGUCGUUGGAGGGACUCGAGGAAGGGGGAGAGGUGGCGGGCAUCAGGCGCCGCAUGGCCGUGCAGAAGCUGGUGGCGGCAGCAGUGACAGUAGCCCUGCUGUCCCUGGUCCUAAAUAAUGUUGCAGCCUUCACCCCCAGCUGGGUCCUGCAGGCCCUGGAGGACGGACGCAAGCGGAGCGUGGGACUAUGGAGGAUGUGCCCCACUGGUGGGGAAAGGGGCCGAGAUGAUCUCCAGGGUGGAAGGAGGGGGCAGGGGGCACAGAGGCAGUGCGAAGGCCUGGGAUGGGGCUCUGAUUUUGCAGGCUACCAGGAAUCCCGCAGCACCGUCAAAUUGCAGUUUGACAUGAUGCGGGCAUGCAACCUGAUGGCGACGGUGGCCCUGACUGCUGGUCAGCUGAUCUUCCUUCUUGGACUGAUGGAGCUGCCCUUCAUCACACAGGAAUCCCAGUGGUGGGAGGAGGCCAUUGCUGCACUCUUCCAGCUAGCCAGUUUUGUGCUGGUGAUUGGACUUGUGACCUUCUACAGGAUCGGGCCGUACACACACCUGUCCUACUCCUGCUACCUGGACAUAGCUGCUUGCUUGCUGGCCACAAUGGCUGCGGCCAUGCUCAUCUGGAACAUUUUACAUCGCCGCGAUGACUGCCUCGCACCUCGAGUUAUCAUCAUCAGUCGUUCACUGGCAUCACCGUUCCACCCACGCUUAGACAAUGACUAUGUGGAGUCGCCUUGUUGAGCCACGUCACUUCAUAAACCAAGCAAAUAAGGAGUACAAGAUUGUACAAGAAGUCCAGCUAUGAGUCUCAAAUGUGAUUCUCAAGAGCAGAGGGCUUCCCUGUGGCUCUACAACAGCUGGACUCACAUGUACCUGCAAAUGUUAAACUCUAUAUUUCACAACUUCUCCCACCAUAAUCAAAGAUAUUAGAAUUAUUUUGCGACUUUGUGCACGAAAGUCACAGAUUAAACUAAAAUGAAUGUACAAAAACAGCCCUAAACUUCCAAACAUAAUCAAAACUGUAUGAUGUUUCAUUUAUUCUUGCUUGGGUUUAGCUAAUUUGUAGCUAAAUUUAGUAUUUGGACGAAUACUGUUUUAUAUGAAACAUCCUGCUAAUGAAAAGAUCAAGCUGGAACUUGACCUGUUUUGCUAUAUGUGCACUUAUUAAAUGGCCUCCUGCAUAUUUUUAAAUUGGAAAUGAUGAAAAAUGUAACACCAGAAUACCUCAUAUUUGUUCUCAUCCAGUUAAAGCUUUUUACAUUUUUAAUAAAUAUUAAUAUUAAUGACAUAUGUUGCAAGUAAGUAGAAUAACUAACAAGGUAAAAGCAGAGGAGUAAGGGAAACUUUUUUUAUUGGGCUCACCAUUUAAUUUUAAAAUGGCCAUGAGAGGUGAUAUAUGUUGAAAUGAGGGAAUAUUUUCAUCCUCUCAUUAUUAGUUCCUGCCAUAUUCAUAUUUUUCCCUCUUGAAAAAAAGGAAAAGAAAAAAAGAAAAUGACCUGCCAAGGAAUGUAUGCAAAUUGUUGUGAAUUUCUAUCAAAUGUUUUGGAGACGUACAACUUUUAAAUGACAUACAAAUGACAUUCAAUAACAAUUUUUCAUGCUUUCCAUACAAAUCUCUGCUCGCUUGUGGUACAUACUGUAUACUUAAAUUAAUAUAAUAUAGUUGAAUAAAGAAUAGUGCUUUUAUUAGUACAAGUAUUAUUGUGACCAUAUCAUACUUCUUCAAAUAACUCCUGGCUGUCUGGGGAUUCUUCCACAUUGCCAAACAUAGGGGCACAUUCAAAUAAUAAUAUAUCGUAUAAAUUCAAUAAAU